Molecule: messenger RNA, 4138 nt
Organism: Scaptodrosophila lebanonensis
Lineage: Eukaryota; Metazoa; Arthropoda; Insecta; Diptera; Drosophilidae
Exons: 4
Coding region: 28-4077 (1349 amino acids)
Biological process (GO): regulation of transcription by RNA polymerase II
Cellular component (GO): nucleus; chromosome
Molecular function (GO): zinc ion binding; chromatin insulator sequence binding
Source: RefSeq, a predicted model, not a curated record
ACUUAGCAAUUAAUUAAUAAAACCAAAAUGGAGCGUUUCGCCUUUAAGAUCGAUGCAGCGCUACGAGCAAAUCUACAUAAAAUUUGCCGUCUAUGUGGAAUAGACAAUCCGUCUAAGGUGCCCAUACUGCUGCCGAAUGAGGACAUAGUUAUAGAUUUAGAUGAGCCCAGCUUAAGUCAAAAGAUAUAUGAUCUGGUAGGGGUUCUGGUACGGAAAUACGAUAAAAUGCCACAAACCAUUUGCAGUAUAUGCGUAGAUAAAAUUAAUGAUUUUUACGAGUUCCGUGAGAUGUGCUAUGCAACGAAUACACAAACGCGCGAAUUGUUGGGUCUAAAGCCAUUGGAGCCACAAAAGCUUAUCGAUUUGAAGCCGAUUGUUAAUGCGAAGGGUGUGCCGGUGCCCGUAGUCUCGACCAAUAAGCGGGGACGCAAACGCAAAUCAGAUGAAACUGCUGGGAGCAGCUCUAAAAUCAGUCCAGAAAUACAAGUGGAUGUUAUUAAAAAGGAACGUGAAUCAAUUGCAACCACACGCAAAAAGCUUCGCCUUCAACCAGCCAAGACAGAGAUCAAAGAGGAGCAGCCGGAAAAUGUUGCACCGACCUGCGCUGUCGAAACUGCCAAAACGUUUGCUAAAAAGACUCGUAAAUCUGCCUGUACGGUCUGCGGCGAAAAAUUUGAGACCAAGGAGCUAGCGGAGAAGCACAGAGGAGUGGAACAUGUGCCCACCAUAACACGAUACUAUUGCAACGCCUGCGAUCAAACUCACAACAAUAACAGCGACAUCAAGGCCCAUCUACUAUGGCACAAGCUGUCCAAAUCACCAUUUAAGUGUCCGCUCUGCGAUGUUGAGUUGUCCAACAACUACGCUUUUAGUCGGCACAUGCGAGAUCACACGGUGGUGACGCCCCUCCAGCUUCAAGUCUUUGACCGCGAGUGUCCGCUCUGCAAGAAAACAUUUGUAACUAAUUACUUCUAUAAUACCCAUCCUUGUGCAAUACGGGCGCGCAAGUGCGGCGGCUGCAAUCGCACAUUGGGUAGUGAGAUCACUUAUAUGAGGCAUGCGGCGACCUGUCCUAAGAUUUACCUAACUCAUUCGAAGCACAUUCUGCCCGAGGCUGCCAAUAUUGAAGACCAGAUGCGCAUUAAGAACGAGGUUGGCGUCGAUGACACCACUGAUGCACUGACAAUGCAACCAAAGGUACGAAUGAAGCGACUCUCAUCAUCCAAAGGCAGAAGCAGUGCCGACGAGGCGCCGGAUAUGGCUAGCACUUAUGACGGUGAUGAUGUGGACAUGCAACCGAUCGUAUUAAUGGAGCGUUUGGCAUCGCCUCUGGUUCGCGAGGCGGCCGGGCCAAACAAACUUGGCGCCCCAAAAUCUAAGAGCAGUGAGCGCGUUUCCUCCAAAAAAUACCUUAAGAGGGUGGAUCAGCUGUUAAGAAGCACCAUUAACACACUAACUAGUAUUAAGCAUGAGCCAGAAGUGCACAUACAUGACACUGGGCCGCCUGUUGAACAGACGGACAGCGAUGUAGAUGACGAGCCAGCAGAUACUUGCGAUGAUUUCCAUGCUGCUGAUGACGAUAGCGAUGCGGAGGAGCUGAACAAUGCAACUGCUGAUAUUGCAGCAGCGCAAAAGGAAGAGGUGCCGAACAUAGCUGUGAAGCAGGAGCCCAUCGACGAGGCGCUUGGGAGGCAGCCCUUGGAGGAAGUGGCAAGUGAUGGGGUGUAUAUAAAGCAAGAACCAAAACCGUUUGCACUAAAAUUGAAAAUUACCAAGAAUCAUGGGCAGCUAAAUUCAUCGCUAGUGGAUGAAAAUGAAGAAACGCAAACGAAAAGUUCAAAAAAGAAAAAGAAAAGAAAACACAAAGAGCGGAACAAGGAAACGGAGAUGCCCGCGCCCGUCGACAGUGCCCAAAUGGAGGCUGAGGAAACUGCAAGCAGCAAUUUCAGUGUUAACAUCAAACAAGAACGUCUGGACGAUGGAUAUCAAGAUACAACUAGUCAGUCUAGAGACGCAGAAUCGGCAGCCGGAAGCACUGUGAUGACGAGCAUACCUAUGACUCAAUUUGAAGACGGUAGCUACGAAUACCCCAGGCAGGAAGCAGAAGAAUUCACUCAGCCAGCGCCUGGAGUGGAGACUGAGCCAGAGGAUGUAAAACCUAAUCGCUUGGAGCUCGAUCGUAUGUUAAAAAUAGCGCAUGUGGCCAGUGGUGUGGAUAUGGGCGAGGAAGAUAUGCAAUUAGAAAAUUCCAUCGCAGCAUCAUCCAAUGAAAGCAACGUCAACAAAACAACGAGUCAAGAAGCUACACCCAAACCGAAGUCUUCAAAACUUACGGCCCGGAAAAGCGUAGGCGGUAUUCCACGUAAAAAAGCAUUGGAUCGCAAGCCAACUUCUGACGAUAAGGAUGCUCGACCGUCAGUAAGUGAAGCUACUUGUAUGUUAGCUAGUGCGGCUGCUGUGAAACCGGCUAGUGAAGCGGCUGCUGUGUUGCUUCCGACGCUGCCUCAAAUAGUCGCUAUCGAAUCCGGCGCAGUCGCUUCAUUUGAAGGCAUUGCUGGCGUGACCAUCAAACCGGAGCCUUGUAAUCGCGGCUAUGCUGAUGAAAUGCAGCAGGAAGAAGAGCAGUGUUUGCAUGAAAAUGAGAAUGCUCACAAUAAUGAAAUGCAGCAGGAAGAUGAUGAGCGUGUUGAUGAAAUAAAUCACAAUGAUAAAAUUGACGAGGAAGCAGCAUAUAUAAGUAGUCUAGACUUCAACAAUGUGCGUGUAAAACAGGAGAAAGAUUUGGAUCUGUCCGAUGAACAGUUCGAUUCUAAUGAACUUGCCACUGACCGUUAUAAUGGACUGCCGGGCAGUGAAUCACAUAGCGAAGACGAUGACGAGGAUAGUUUGUCGUCAGGGGAUGAAGCUGAAAAAAUGGCAGAUGCUGAAGAAUUGGAGCGUGCAACACGUAUUUAUCGCGAAAUUGAGCUGAUGCCGCUGGAAGAAAACAAUGACAUUAUUGAGCCAUUAGUAGCAGCACUAGACGCAGCAGGAAACGAAGUGGAAGAGCCACCAACUGCUAUGUCGAAAGAAAACAAAGUUAUAAAAGAGCAACCAGCAACAUCACCACUAGAAGCAAACACUGAAAACCAAGAUAUCCCAGUAUUAGUAGACAAUAAUGACGCACAACAACAAAGAGUGCAGGAAACAAACUAUAUAGAAGAGGAAACAACACCAGCAACGGAAAAUAAUAGUGAACAACCACCACAUCCAGAGCUCCAGGCAUCAAACUAUAUGGUAGAUGAAAAAGCGCCAGCACUAGAAAAAAAUAAUGACCCAACUCAAGAGAUAGGGGAGACAAGUGCAAUAGAAAAAGAAAAAACGCCAGCAGUGGUAGAAAAUACUCAUGUAGAAGAAAUACUAGUUCCAAAACUUCAGGAGAAUACGGAAAUGAAAACAGAGGCAAUGCCAGCAGUGGAAGAAAACAAUGCCAUACAAGAGCUACCAGAACCAGCAUUUGGUUUUGUCAUAACCAGCGUAUGCAGUGGCGUAGAUGCACCAGAGAUUGCAGCAAAUAGUAGCUACACUCCCACAGAUGAGGAAGCUGCUAUUAGCCACGAAGAUACCAUCAGCGCACCCAAAGACUGUGAAGCAGAGGCGCAGCCUAUAAGCGACAAUACUGCCGUCUUUCCAAACUGUCCACCUAUUGAUGAGGAGCAACAAAAUGUGCUCAAUCAAUUGUCAGCUGAUCAAUUGCCACAGUUGUCCAUGGAAAUGGAGCCACCAUUAAUACCAGCGCCACAAGAGCCGGAAUCAUCCACCCCUACAUCUAUAUCCGGGGAGUCGCAAUGUUCCACGAGCAAUAUUAGCAAUAUUAACGCCUGCGACGAAGCUCUUGCAUCUUUAAAUGGCGUCGUGCAAAACGAAGAGACUGAAAAUCGAAUCAACGAGCAACAUCAGCAAGAGCAACUGCAGCAGCAACGUUGCCAGGACGAUGAUUUCAACAUUAACGAAAUAGCGGAGAACAACAACAAUGCAAACAUAGAACGGGAACUGCAAGACGAUGCGAAUGGUGCUCAGGAAAAUCUCAACACAUAGAUUAAAAAAAAGCUUGUUAUUACUGCGACGCGAUUCUUAUAAUAUAGGCCCACUUCCCAUU